GUGGUCAACACAACAAAUUUGUGAAGAAAAAACAUUGCAAAUUAUAAAAGCCAUAACUUGUUUAUUUGCAGGAAAAUGGAGGAGAUGUGCAGAGUUUGCAUGGUCAAAUCCGGAGCACUCGCAAACAUUUUUGAUGAGACACAAAAAUGGGACACUUGCAUUGCUGACAUGAUAGCCCAGUGUACCGGGUACGUGGUUAGGCGAGGGGAUUCACUGCCAGAAAAAAUAUGCCCGCCUUGCCUAGAGGAUGCUGUAAAUGCCUUCAAUCUUAAAAAAAUCUGUGAGCAGAGCCAUCAACGAUAUUUCUCAAUGCUUGAGGAGGAUAUGGAAUAUAGCUUCUUAAAUAAUCUUGAAUACGAGGACUCGGAAGUUUCAGGUAAAGAGCAGUCAAGAAAUUUUGAAAACGACGAACAAAUUUAUAAAGAUGAUAUGGAUAUGGAUCUUCCAUUCAAAUGUUCUCGUUGUCCGAAAAGCUAUUCGCAUAAAUACAAUCUAAAGCGGCACACAAAAUUGCAUACGAAUGAACGACCCUACCAAUGCUCCCACUGCUCAAAGUCUUUUAUACAAAAAUCACAUCUCAUCCAUCAUACCCGUAUUCACACUGGGGAGCGACCAUUUCAAUGUAAUCACUGUACGAUGACCUUUUCACGAGCCGGAGCCCUUAGCGAUCACAUCCGAUCGCAUACAGGUGAUCAACGCUUCAAUUGCUCUUUCUGUACGAUGUCAUUUAACUACAAACACCAGUUGGAAACACAUUCACGCACUCACACAGGAGAGAGGCCGUAUAAGUGUUCGCACUGCUCUAAAUCCUUUACCCAAGCUGGAACUCUCGGGGUUCACGUCCGUACACAUACCGGCGAAAGAGCCUACAAAUGCUCCGAGUGCUCAAAGUCGUUUAUACAAAAAUACGAACUUAAAUUACAUAUUCGUACGCACACUGGGGAGCGACCGUAUCAGUGCAGUCAAUGUUCAAAGGCGUUUGCACAACAUAACAACCUCCAAGCGCACAUCCGAACUCACUCCGAAGAUCGACCUUUCCAAUGCUCUCACUGCUCCAAAUCAUUUAAGAAAAAAUCUGCCCUCAGUGUGCACACUCGUACACACACUGGAGAACAGCUGUACCAAUGUCCUUACUGCGAAAAGUCCUUUACACGAAGCCACCAUUUUGAACUUCAUACCCGUACUCACACAGGUGAUCGACCCUACUCGUGCUCUCAUUGCUUGAAGUCAUUCAAGCAAAAGCACCAUCUCACCGAACACAUCCUUACCCACACUGAGGAGAAACUCUACACGUGUUCUUACUGCCCAAAGACGUUUAAACAAAACUCUUAUCUUCAAAGACACACCCAAACUCACACAAAAAAGUGUUAAAAUUGGAUAAAUGUUAUUCUUCAUUCUGAUCUUAUAGCUAUUCGUCCUUCUUUUUCUAUUAAACCAUUCUGAGUUUUUAAACUAUCUCAACGAAAUAUGGCAUACACAGUGUUAUAUUUUACGGAUUUCCUAAUAGUUUGGCGGAAUCUGGCGAGUCGGACAUUUCGAUCUAAGAGUACAUACAUAAAAAAGUUGUUCUAUGAAAAACUUCUUUGUUGUUAAAGAUAAUCAGCCCAAAAAUCCUAUUUCUGUAAUUAUA
Messenger RNA from Drosophila persimilis, 1630 nucleotides. Its product is annotated as gastrula zinc finger protein XlCGF52.1. The record is from RefSeq and is a predicted model, not a curated record. The coding region runs from base 76 to 1371 and encodes 431 amino acids. The transcript has 2 exons. Gene Ontology annotation, molecular function: DNA-binding transcription activator activity, RNA polymerase II-specific; zinc ion binding; RNA polymerase II cis-regulatory region sequence-specific DNA binding. Lineage: Eukaryota; Metazoa; Arthropoda; Insecta; Diptera; Drosophilidae. Gene Ontology annotation, cellular component: nucleus. Gene Ontology annotation, biological process: regulation of transcription by RNA polymerase II.